CUAGAAGGACUAUACACUCACCGCCAAUCAAACAAACAAAUCAAGAAAAAGAAUUCAAAAGAAAGAAAGAACAAAAAUGGCAAGAAGCAUGAAGUUAGCAUGUGUUGUUUUGGCGUUGUGCAUGGUAGUUAUUGCGCCUAUGGCAGAAGCUGCAGUCUCAUGUGGCACUGUAACUGCUGAUCUUGGUCCAUGCCUUACUUAUCUUACAGGUGGUCCUGGUCCUUCACCACAAUGCUGUGGAGGAGUGAAGAAGCUUCUUGCUGCCGCCACCACCACGCCGGACCGUCAGGCUGCAUGUAACUGCUUGAAAUCAGCAGCCGGUUCUAUUUCAAAAUUGAAUACUAACAAUGCUGCCGCUCUCCCAGGCAAAUGUGGUGUUAGCAUUCCUUACAAGAUCAGUACCUCUACCAACUGUAAUACUGUUAGGUUUUGAAGAUGAUGCUGCGGUUUCAAGGUUAUCAUAUGGAAACAUCUCAAUAGUAUAUGAGAGUUUAAUGUUAAGAAUAAUAGUGAUAUAGGAUCAUCUUACAUGUGGUCCUAUUCUCUUGUACUAGAUACUGUCUCUUACUAUGUUGUCGUAUCAAUAUACAUAUAUAGUGACGUAUUUUAAUUUGA
Molecule: messenger RNA, 615 nt
Organism: Vicia villosa (hairy vetch)
Lineage: Eukaryota; Viridiplantae; Streptophyta; Magnoliopsida; Fabales; Fabaceae
Product: non-specific lipid-transfer protein 6-like
Exons: 2
Coding region: 77-433 (118 amino acids)
Biological process (GO): lipid transport
Cellular component (GO): membrane
Molecular function (GO): lipid binding
Source: RefSeq, a predicted model, not a curated record